Molecule: messenger RNA, 954 nt
Organism: Engraulis encrasicolus (European anchovy)
Lineage: Eukaryota; Metazoa; Chordata; Actinopteri; Clupeiformes; Engraulidae
Product: heavy metal-binding protein HIP-like
Exons: 2
Coding region: 28-939 (303 amino acids)
Molecular function (GO): protein binding
Source: RefSeq, a predicted model, not a curated record
UUUCUUACUCUUAAAGUGACUUGGAAGAUGAGGGCUGCCAUCUCACUGCUGUUGCUGCUGCUCUCCAUGUGUGGAGUCCAGACAGAGAGCCACGGCACUGAAGCCUCUACCCAGGACGUCUCUGCUGAGCUGAAGGAACUCAGAGACAUGGUGGUGGACCUGAGAGCAACAGUACGACAUACUCAACGUGAAUUUAAGGUUUUGGACGCUAAGAAUGUAGCAAUGAAAGGAAGGUUUGUGACCAGUGAGACUAAGGUUCAGAUUCUGGACAAGGGGCAAGAGGCAGAGUUGGCCAUAUUGAAGACCCGACUUUCAGCUACAGAGACUGAGGUCAAGGCCCUGAAGAAGGAGCAUGAGCAGGAGCUGGCUGCUCUGAGGACCAGACCGGCUGCUAAUGAAACUGAAAUAGAAAAUCUGAAGAGGGAAAAUGCAGCACAAGAGGUAGAGCUGAAAGCAGUGAAGAUCAGACUGGCAGCCACUGAGACUGAAGUGGAGAAUCUGGAGAAAGAGAUCAGAGCAGCACCCAAGGUGGCCUUCUCAGCAGGUCUGAGGCAAUCUAGAUGGGGGCACACAGAGUCUGGGAGUAGUGACCUGAACUUAGUGUUCAAGGGAGUCUUCACCAAUGUAGGAGAGGCCUACAGCAGCGCAACUGGCUUCUUCACAGCUCCUGUCAGGGGGGUCUACUACUUCAGGUUCACUGUUAUGGAUACACUGGACACACGCUACAUGGGUAUCAGGAUGAAUAAGAAUAGAUGGCAGGUCAUGAGACUGCAGAAGUAUGGCACUGAUGGAAGGCCCGGCUAUCUGUCCAGUGGCCUGGCUCUGCAGCUGGAGAAGGGAGAUACAGUAAACCUGGUGCUACCAGCUGGCUACAGGCUUAGUGAUGUUGUUAAGUAUAGCUACAGCACCUUCAGUGGCUUCCUGCUCUUCCCUCUCUGAACACCAGAAGAUCAC